CUCAAUUGCUUUCACAACCAAGUCAUGGACGCCAAAUUGUCCAAACUUUCGCGACUCAAAACAGUGGGUCGAGACCGGCAUUAUUUCAAAAGUCGUUGAAACAUUAAGUACCCUCCCCGACUUUUCCUCUCGACUUUAAAAGGCCACCCCUUUUUGCUCGACUAAUACCCACACAAAAAGUAAAAAAUGGAGCUCAUCACAAGAAGCUUGGCAGCACUGCUGCUUCUAAUCUUAGUAGCCAUCAGUAGCUCUCCUGCUUCAGUACUGGCUCGCAAUCCACUGAAGCAGCAGCAGCAGCAGCCUGCUUCACCAGGCGUUCCCUACUUCCCGUACUACUACUUAUACCCACCGCCGCCACCGUUUGCCAAAAGCCGCCUUCAGAAGAAAGGGAAGAAGAACCCUCCUCCGCCGAACCCUAUUGUUCCUUACUUCCCUUACCUUGCUACUCCCCCGCCGCCGCCAGUUUAUGGGCCUCCAAGGAAAGAGGGGCCGCCGCCCAAGACGGGGAAGGAGCCCUUCCACUAAGCCGGCCGCCACGACGUUCGGUUGUUACCUGGCAACUUCCCCUACGUACCCUCAGACGCCUCCCCCACCGUUAUAAUUGUAUCAAAUAAUUGUCAGCUUUCCCGUACGUACCUCAUAUUGUGAACUUGUGUUGCCGUUCUCGUGUCUGUUUUUCGUGAUGGAUGAAGCUGGGGACUUCAUUGAGUCGAUAUACGAUCUCUAAGUUGUAGCAGUACUGGAUGAAGUGAUUUCUUACGAAUAAGAACAUAUACAAUGG
Molecule: messenger RNA, 781 nt
Organism: Linum trigynum
Lineage: Eukaryota; Viridiplantae; Streptophyta; Magnoliopsida; Malpighiales; Linaceae
Source: the annotation of a GenBank genome assembly